Sycon ciliatum is the source of this 778-nucleotide messenger RNA. Its product is annotated as forkhead-associated domain-containing protein 1-like. The record is from RefSeq and is a predicted model, not a curated record. Bases 5 to 778 code for a protein of 257 amino acids. Lineage: Eukaryota; Metazoa; Porifera; Calcarea; Leucosolenida; Sycettidae. The transcript is spliced from 6 exons.
AGUAAUGGGUCAGGAAAUGAAUGCCACUCGGCUUUGUGCUUGCCAAUCUCUUCCUUGGCAGCAUCAGAAAACCUUUAGCUUGGCUGAAGUGGGAGCGCGCUGCCAGGCACAGAACCAUGAUCGAGUCAUUCGGGAUCAGAGUGCAGCAUUGGCAACGCUAAGGCGCGGAGAAACACGGAGUCCUGCAGCGACUACGCCCGGUCUAUCCUCUUCAGCACGUAUGGAUGUUGACAGCCAACAGCUCCAGGACACACGGGGUCAGCUUGCAUUGCAGAACAAAGCUGCACUGGCCACCACCGCUGAGCUUCUAACCACGACAUCUUCCAACAACAGUGAGUAUGAGCUAAUUCGCAACCAACUAGAGGCAGAGCGCCACGCUCAGCAUGAACUCUUGGCCACGCUAGAGGAGAGCGAGAAAGUGUACUGUGGCUUAGUGAGAGCUAUUACACACAGCCUGGAUAUAGAGCCUCUGCAAGGUGCUCGUUCCAUUGUGGGCCUGACCCCGCCACAACGCCAACCUGUUAUGAACGAUAGAAGCAAGAUACAAGAAACUCUUGCUACUCGAAUAUCAGCCAUUCGAGAGAAGGUCAAGCGAAAGGAGAAAUUGUUGGAGUCGUACGAAGAAGACCUUGGCAAACUACGGAAGCUGGAAAUGGACAGCAUGACCAAGACUGCCAAAAAUUCAAGUUCCUCCGCCCAAGCAAAAUUUUCGCUUAUCUUUACAGUUUUUACUGAUACAUUCCAGGUUCUCAGAACGGCUUAUAACGACUCAGAAUGA